Messenger RNA from Chenopodium quinoa (quinoa), 975 nucleotides. RefSeq names its product probable NADH dehydrogenase [ubiquinone] 1 alpha subcomplex subunit 5, mitochondrial. The transcript is spliced from 2 exons. Gene Ontology annotation, biological process: respiratory electron transport chain. The record is from RefSeq and is a predicted model, not a curated record. The coding region runs from base 132 to 653 and encodes 173 amino acids. Lineage: Eukaryota; Viridiplantae; Streptophyta; Magnoliopsida; Caryophyllales; Amaranthaceae.
AUAAAAAUAAAAAUAAAGUGUAGUGUGGUUGUGGCCGUUAACGUCAGCCAGCAACAGUGGUGAGUUGAAAGAGAGUAGUCGACUGGAGAGAGAAAGAGAGCGAACGACGAAAAACAAAGAAGCAACCCAAGAUGUUUUUGAGGAGAAUUGCAAGGCCAUUAAUGGCGAAAGUGAAGGAAACAACAGGGAUCGUAGGUCUAGACGUAGUCCCAAAUGCGAGAGAAGUUUUGAUUUCUCUCUACACCAAAACCCUAAAAGAGAUCCAAACUGUUCCUGAAGAUGAAGGCUAUCGCAAGGCUGUUGAGAGCUUCACGCGCCACCGUCUCAAGGUCUGUGAAGAGGAGCCUGAUUGGGAGAUCAUCGAGAAGCGUCUUGGUUGUGGUCAGGUUGAAGAACUCAUUGAAGAAGCUAAGGAUGAACUUACCCUUUUAUCCAAAUUGAAUGAGUGGAAUCCAUGGGGUGUUGAUGAUGACUAUGAGUGUGAGGUUAUUGAGAAUGACGCUCCAGUUCCAAAGCAUAUUCCAUUGCACCGGCCUGGCCCUCUACCCGAGGAGUUCUACAAAACGAUGGAGGCAAUUGCUUCAGAACCUGUGAAUGAGCCAGUCAUUACAGAUGGUGGUGAUUCAAAGUCAACGAAGCAGGAUGCUGCCUGAUCAUUGCUUUAUUUUGAGUUUGCUGCAUAUUUGGCUGUUUGGAGGCCAAAUCCAUAUGUUCUAUUGUCUUUGAUCUCUUCAAUGUAGCGAAAGAAAAUUAUUUACUGAUCUGACAGGCACAAUCUGUUUGUUUCAAUAAAAUAAAAGUUUAGGUGCUUUGUCCUCCUUUUGGUAUGAGUUGAUGGCACUAGACGAUUGCUUUGUAUGCACAAAGCCUUAUUUUUGAUGUGUUGUUCAGAUGAAUGUGUACUGAGCAUCCGACUCUACCAAUGUUGUCAAUUUUUUUGUCUCAUCAAUAUCAUACAACCUGAUUUAGAUUUUC